CGCGAUGAGCGCCCGAAACUUAGCUGGAGUAGCAUGCCACGUAACGAGAAAUGCCAGAUUAGAGAAGCCAUUAACAUUCAGUUGAUAAGCGGAGGCAUUCCUGAAAUUACUAUCAAGCUAGCGGGAUGGCGUAUGAACAAGGCAAUUAGAGACCUAGUUAAAACAUGCAUAAUGUAUGUGCGGCACACAGGGAUGUCCGUCAUGGAAGGAUAG
This is a messenger RNA of Bipolaris maydis ATCC 48331, 213 nucleotides long. Lineage: Eukaryota; Fungi; Ascomycota; Dothideomycetes; Pleosporales; Pleosporaceae. The record is from RefSeq and is a predicted model, not a curated record.